Trichomonas vaginalis G3 is the source of this 2658-nucleotide messenger RNA. RefSeq names its product VPS8 subunit of corvet complex family. The coding region runs from base 1 to 2658 and encodes 885 amino acids. Gene Ontology annotation, biological process: endosomal vesicle fusion; protein targeting to vacuole. The record is from RefSeq and is a predicted model, not a curated record. The transcript has a single exon. NCBI's taxonomy places the organism in Eukaryota, Parabasalia, Trichomonadida, Trichomonadidae. Gene Ontology annotation, cellular component: HOPS complex; late endosome.
AUGGUUUUCUGCUCGGGGUUGAAUACAGUUGUACACUCAGAUUCUUUAGGAAACGUAUUUACUUCGACUCUUAAUACAAUAUUCAUUUACAAGAAGACAAUCACUACUACAAAGCUAUUUGAAUUCGAUGCACCACUUAUCGCACUUUCAAUUUGUAAAAAAUACAUAUUAAUUGCGGCAACUUCAGAAACUAAAUGUUUGGAUAGUUCCGAGGCCUUCAAAGUAGUAUUUACAGAUAAAACAACUACAUCAUGCUUUGGUUACUACAAAACAACAACAAUUGGAAGAAUUAUUGACCAAAAAUUAGUUUUGACAGAUUUUGAAGCUAAUAAUAAGACAGUAAUACCAAUAGGACAUCCAGUACAAGCCGUAUCAUUGAUUUCUCCUAAGACUUUUGCUUUAUUAUCAAGCGGAAAAAUUGAUAUUUUAUUUGACUCGAAUAUUAUCAUCAAAGACAUCCCAUCAGGUAAGUUCCUUAUUAGCAACAACAAUAUCUUUGUUUUGGGAUCACAGUUACACCAAAUUGUCAUUGAACAGACGAAAGAAAACUUUAAUCAACUAAUUUCAGAAGGAAAGUACGAAUCUGCCUUCAACAUACUCAACAAGAAGGAUGAUAUCAAGGAUAUCGACAUCUACUUGAAUCAAUACAUUGAAAAACCUGAAUUCAAAAUUCAAUUUUUAUUCCAAACAUUAGAAAGACUUUCUUACACAGAAUUCAUUACAGACUUAAAGCUUACAUCCAAACGUAAUGAAAUAUUGCUUGAAUUCGUGAAAAUUCAUCCAAAUUGGGAGAUGAAUUUAAAUUUCAUUGAAGAAGUAUCUAAAAUCACAACAGACAUGAAUAUUUUAUAUAAGUUCUUAGAUGAGAUCAAUUACAAUGCUUCCUGGGUCCCUUAUUUAAUCAAAAUUUGUAUAUCAAAAUCAAUGUUCGAUUUAGCUCAAAAAUUCGCACACCAGGACAUAUAUUUGAGCUUGCUAAUUGCAGAAUACGCGCAUGACGCCAUGGCGAUGCACGAAAAACUGAAAUUUGCCAUGAAUAAUUCCGAAUUAGCCGUAGAAGCGGUUAGAUUCCUUACCAACUGCAAUCUAUCACUUUUCCUGGCUUACGAUACCGUUGUUGCAUCGGAGUUACUCCAUUUGGCCUUCGAGAAAACCGAGGAAUACGGUUUGGGAGUCGAUGGCCUCGUAAACAACGUAAUUGAAUACUUAAAACCGGAAAAUCCGCUUUGGCCGUUGAUUAUUAAGGAAAGUAUCAAGUCCAAAGUGAAAAUUACGUCACUUGCAAGCGUAGAAAACUUCCUGGUGUAUGGAACUGAUAAAUCUCGACAAGAUUUAUUUUCUCAUAUCUUAAAUAGCGAAAGCUCGAAGGAUUCUCCGCAUUUAUUGGAGCUAGCUAUUAUCGUUGGAUAUGAAAACAUCGAAUUGGACAUAAUUGUCCUAUCAAAAAACAUUGAUUAUCUGUUUGAAUACUUAUUCAGACACAAAAAGACGACAUUCAUCGGAGAUUUGCACAUGGUAUGCAAGGGAAUGGAUAUUAAACAGAUAUUGAUCACUCAUUGGCGUGAAUUAAUGGCAAUUAACCCGAUAGAAUUUGCUGCCGAAAUUUUGAACACUCAUGAUGAGAAUUUUAUUCGAAGAACAAUAUCAAUGUUAAAUCCAAGCUAUAAUUUCCUAAAAACAAUGUUUUCUUUCGACGGUGUCAUAGAAAUGUCCGACCAAUUAACUCUUCUCAAAUAUAUUGAAAUGCUCUGUUCGAAAAAUUCAAACGAAGUUAUCAAUUUUGUGAAGAGGGUAAGAAACAUUGAAUACGACAAAGUUAUAGCGAUUACGGAGCAGAAAGGCAUUCUCGAUGCAACUCUCCAUAUUUCUGGUCUUUUUGGAGAUACAAAACGAAUUAUUAAAAAUUCCACUCAUGCAAUCACCGAUGAACUCAUGGAAGACCCGACCAAUGUUACAUUUACAAGGCAAGUAAUCGAGUUCUUGAGUUCUUCAGACCCAGAACAAGCUCCAAACUUAUGGUAUCAGAUUAUCAAAAGUUUUCAGCUUCCAUUUUUGAAAUACGGCGAAUCCUUUAGUGAAAACGAAGCCUUGAAGAUGUUUAUCAGGUCAAUGACUUAUAACAUCCCUAAUAUCCUCGAAACAUCCAAAGUUUUGACGAAAAAUUUCUCAUUUUUGCCAUUCAACCAAUCGAAGAAGAUUUUCAGGAUUUUCUUCGACACGAUUAAAGAGAAGAACAACUUUGCGAUGUCAUUGAACGCUAUCACACACGAGGAAGCAGUAAAGAACCAACUCAAAGCUGUUUCUUCAAAGCAAAGUGGAGUUCUUUAUGAUGCAACAAAAUGUCAAAUUUGCCAACAUAAAUUGGAUGGAAUAAUCGUUUGUUGUCCGUCCUGUGGAAGCUGCUACCACGUGUCAUGCUGUCAUUCUUGGUGUGGAAAAUGCAAUAUAGAGCUUUGCAAGACUUUCCCACCGGAUAUGCCUGCAAUUAAGAAGAUUCAGACAUUUGACAACAUGGAAAAGAAAUACCGAGUAAAGAUUCUCCAAAAGAAACCUUCAAAGCCUCAAGUUUCUUACGUUGUAGAACCAAAAAUUGGUAUAAAAGUGACAAGACUUGAUGUAACUCCUGAAAUUAAUAAUACAAUGACUAAUCCGAAAUAA